AUGCGUGGCGAAAUCUGUCAUAUUCACCUUGGCCAGGCUGGUACCCAGCUGGGUAACGCCGCAUGGGAGCUUUAUCUACUCGAGCAUGGCCUGUUGCCCGAUGGACGUAUAAAUCCGGAUGCUAGCAAGGAAAUUCACCAGAGCAGCUCAUAUGAGACAUUUUUCGCCGAGGCCGAAAAUGGCAAAUAUGUUCCUCGUUCAAUCUUUGUCGACCUUGAUCCUUCGCCUAUUGACGAGAUACGCACUGAUGCUCGUGGUCACUAUACUGUCGGCAAGGGGCUCUUGGAUAAUGUUAUUGACCGAAUCCGACGUGUGGCCGACAACUGCUCUUCCCUUCAGGGGUUCUUGAUCUUCCGCUCCAUUGGUGGUGGUACUGGAUCUGGCUUCGGUGCUUUGUUGCUCGAGCGCCUUGCUGCUGAGUAUGGCAAGAAAUCGAAGCUAGAGUUCGCAGUCUACCCAUCUCCAAGUGUGGCAACUGCCGUGGUAGAGCCAUACAAUGCUGUUCUAUCGACACAUAGCACUAUUGAAAACUCCGAAUGUACUUUUCUCGUUGACAACGAAGCGGUUUACGAUAUCUGCAAGCGCAACCUAGACAUCCCUCGCCCUGGAUUUGACCACCUCAACCGGCUCAUUGCCCAGGUGGUUAGCUCUGUCACCGCCAGCUUGCGCUUCGAUGGUGCCCUCAAUGUCGACUUAAACGAGUUCCAGACCAACCUCGUGCCGUUUCCGCGUAUUCAUUACCCUCUUAUUUCCUAUGCUCCCAUCAUAUCUAGUAACCGCAGCGGCCACGAAGGCCAUAAAGUCAAGGAACUUACCUUACAGUGCUUUGAACCUAAAAAUCAGAUGGUCGUGUGCGAUCCUUACAAGGGCAAGUAUAUGGCUGUGGCACUUCUGUACCGAGGAGACGUCGUGCCUUACGAAUGCAGCCAAGCUAUUGCUCAUGUCAAAUCCAAGGCCUCUUUCAACCUAGUCGAGUGGUGUCCAACCGGGUUUAAGGUUGGCAUUAAUUAUCAAAAGCCUGUAAGUGUGCCCGAUAGCCAACUUGCAGCUGUCGACCGCUCAGUCACUAUGCUCUCUAAUUCCACCUCUAUCGCUGAGGCCUGGGGCCGUCUCGAUCACAAAUUUGACCUUAUGUACACCAAACGUGCCUUCGUCCACUGGUACGUGGGUGAGGGCAUGGAGGAGGGCGAGUUCUCCGAGGCUCGUGAGAACCUGGCGGCUCUGGAGAGGGAUUACGAGGAGAUCGCCGGUGAUGCUAUGAAUUCCGAUGGCGAACUAGAGCAAGAGUUCUGA
Penicillium soppii is the source of this 1293-nucleotide messenger RNA. RefSeq names its product tubulin alpha chain. Gene Ontology annotation, cellular component: microtubule; cytoplasm. Gene Ontology annotation, molecular function: GTP binding; structural constituent of cytoskeleton. Bases 1 to 1293 code for a protein of 430 amino acids. The transcript is spliced from 7 exons. The record is from RefSeq and is a predicted model, not a curated record. NCBI's taxonomy places the organism in Eukaryota, Fungi, Ascomycota, Eurotiomycetes, Eurotiales, Aspergillaceae. Gene Ontology annotation, biological process: microtubule cytoskeleton organization; mitotic cell cycle.